GUCACUCGCUACAACAACGGACUCUACAAACCCUCCUUAAACCCUGAUGUCCCUUACCCGCCUCUCCCGCCAAAAACCACCCCAAUUCUCACUCCGGCUCACGCUCCUCACGCGCCUCCUCUCCUCUUCCUCAUCCUCCACCACCUCCUCCUCCUUUUCAAAACUGCACCAGAACUACUCCUUCAAACCCCCACCUUCCCUCUCCCCAACCCCCCAAAACCCCAACCCUAAGCCCAAGAAAAAGGAGAAAGCCCAGUACCGUCCACCUUCGUCGCUCGAUCGGACCGGCCAAAAGACGAUACGCUCCCAGUUGCCAUUCGAUUUCCAGUACAGUUACACGGAGAGCAGCCCGACGGUGAGGCCCAUUGGGCUCCGAGAGCCCAAGUACUCGCCUUUCGGACCAGGCCGCCUCGACCGCGAAUGGACUGGGGUGUGCGCCCCGGCCGUGGACCCCAAGGCGAGGUCCGUGGAGGGAGCGGAGGACCCGAAGCUGGAGGAGAAGGGGAGGAUGAUGAGGGAGAAAGUUCAGGGGCACCCGCUCUCUGAGGCCGAGAGGAAGAUUCUGGUGGACAAGUGUCUGAGGCACAAAACCAAGAGGCAAAUCAAUCUGGGGAGAGAUGGUUUAACCCACAACAUGCUGAAUGAUAUCCAUAAUCACUGGAAGCAUGCCGAAGCUGUGAGGAUAAAAUGUUUAGGUGUUCCCACUGUGGACAUGAAAAAUGUGUGCACUCAGCUUGAGGAUAAAACAUUUGGAAAGAUCAUCCACAGACAUGGUGGUCUACUUGUAUUUUAUAGAGGCAGGAACUAUCAUCCCAAGAAAAGGCCUGUGAUUCCAUUAAUGCUGUGGAGACCCCACGAGCCUGUAUAUCCCAGACUAAUCAAGACUACGAUUGAUGGGUUGAGCAUUGUGGAAACAAAGGAAAUGAGAAAGAGAGGACUAGCUGUUCCCGCUUUAACAAAACUCGCCAAGAAUGGGUAUUAUGGUAGUCUGGUACCCAUGGUCAGAGAUGCUUUCCUCUGUUGUGAGCUGGUUCGGAUAGACUGCCAAGGUCUUGAGAGGAGUGAUUACAAGAAAAUAGGCUGCAAACUCAGGGACCUGGUGCCUUGCAUCCUGGUGACAUUUGAGAAGAUGCAGAUUGUGGUUUGGAGGGGGAAGGACUACAAGCCUGUAGAAGAUGGAUACUUUCUUCCAGAUCGUGAAUCAUUUGAUGAUCCAGAUGGUAAUUUGCUUUGUAAUGCUGAGGGACAUGACAGCUUGGAUGGCUCCAACAGCCAACAGGGCUUCUACUCUGGGGAUGAUGACUAGUUCCUUUCCUUUCUCUCUGCAAAUUAUGCUUGUGUUCACCAUUUUUGGAAGAUUGAGUACAAGGAAAGUGAUGAGCAAUUGCAGGGAUCACACCAAAAAGGGUGUCAGUCUAUUCAUGCCUACUACUUUUUGGUGCUCUUCCCCCACUCCCCUUAUUUUAUAUUUUAUUUUUAAUUUUUCUGCCGUCACAUUUUCAGGAAAAGAAGCAAAAGAACGAUCAGGACACAGAAUGUGUUAAACCAUCAGAUUAAGAUAUCUGACACUAAGGCUAUUUAUUGUAUAGAUCCUUUUAGAUGGGAUUCACACAAUUUUAAUACAGAAUACCACGUGCUGCACAUGCAGUACCACUGAAAGCGUGGAUUUAGUAAUGUUUUUUAUUCUUCCCUUCUCUCGGCCU
Messenger RNA from Corylus avellana, 1703 nucleotides. RefSeq names its product RNA-binding CRS1 / YhbY (CRM) domain-containing protein. NCBI's taxonomy places the organism in Eukaryota, Viridiplantae, Streptophyta, Magnoliopsida, Fagales, Betulaceae. The record is from RefSeq and is a predicted model, not a curated record. Gene Ontology annotation, molecular function: RNA binding. Gene Ontology annotation, biological process: Group II intron splicing.